AUGUUAACUGAACCUGAAAACACAAAAUACGUGCGGCCAAAGAAGUACGUUUGCCCCCUAGAAUCCUGUGCUAAAGCGUACACCAGGCCGUCCUUGCUUCAACAGCAUCGUAGAACACAUACCAACGAAAGACCCUUUGCGUGCCCGGAGCCAGGGUGCGGCAAGCGAUUCUUUAGAAACUCACAUUUACAAGUCCACAAACAUAUCCAUGCCAAGGAAAAGCCAUUGAAGUGCAGUGUGUGCAACAAGGGCUUCAUCACGAAUCAGCAAUUGUUGCGGCACACCAAAACCCACAAGGCCGAGUUUCUGUGCCCAUACGACUGUGGAUCGCAGUUUACUGAUGGUGGAACCAUGACCAGCCACGUGUUGGAAAACCAUAUGAACAGUGAUGUCCUAUUUCCUUCGUACGCCUCGGAGGGAUUGUCAGAAUCGCUUUCUGAAAGCACCCAUAGCCAUUCUACUUCGCCAUCAAUAGUGGGAUCUGAACGGGUUGGCGAGGAUUUCUUCUCCGAUCUUCACUGUAAGGAACCCGAAUGUGCUGAAUAUGAUGCCUAUGAAACGAUAGCACACUUGAUAGAACAUUACGAUAACUUCCAUUCGUUUGUUCCUCCCGGGUUGUUCCAAUAA
Molecule: messenger RNA, 627 nt
Organism: Meyerozyma guilliermondii ATCC 6260
Lineage: Eukaryota; Fungi; Ascomycota; Pichiomycetes; Serinales; Debaryomycetaceae
Exons: 1
Coding region: 1-627 (208 amino acids)
Biological process (GO): regulation of transcription by RNA polymerase II
Cellular component (GO): nucleus
Molecular function (GO): DNA-binding transcription factor activity, RNA polymerase II-specific; RNA polymerase II cis-regulatory region sequence-specific DNA binding
Source: RefSeq, a predicted model, not a curated record